GUGCUGUGCCUCUCCCAAACGUCUCCACCCCCCGCCCCUCCCUCCUUCUGGAAAGAUCCACUCUUGAUGGCUUUGGCUUGCGGAUAGCCACGCUGCUCUGGUCUAAAAAGCAAUCCCGCCACAUGACGACCCAGAGAAACUGAGCUAUAUACCCCGAACCUGCUUCUUAUAAUACAAGCAGAGAUCCCCAUUUAUUUCCGUGCUCGCCCAAACCAACCCCCAACCACCAAACCCGUAAGAUUCGUCUUGAGGCAGACCGCAAACACCUACCUCCUCCAGUCGAGAGCAUCUCAUACCACUUAUCAACCCGCUGAGGAUCUAGAAUGGAACUCAUGGAGCUGGUUGAGAAUGAACCCACUGUUCGACCCUUCCAGUGCGAGUGGCCGUCAUGUCAGAAGAACUUCAACAGAAAAUCCGACCUGCAGAGACACUUCAGGAUCCACACCAAUGAACGCCCAUACUCCUGCCUGACGCCCGGCUGCAACAAGAGCUUCAUCCAGAGGAGCGCCCUCACUGUCCAUAUUCGCACACACACCGGCGAGAAGCCGCACCAAUGCCAGCAAUUAGAAUGCGGCAAACGGUUCUCAGACUCAUCGAGUCUCGCUCGCCAUCGACGUAUCCACACCGGCAAACGCCCGUAUAAAUGCGCCCACGAAGGCUGCUUGAAGAGUUUCUGCCGCAAAACCACAAUGGUAAAGCACCAGCGCCGCUCACACCAGCGCGGCGGAGGCGUCAACUCCUCCGAGCUAGAAGACGGCGACACCUCCGACUCCGACAUGGGAGAAUCGCCAUCAACCCCCCAGCUCGUGAUGCAGGCCCACUGGCCCCAGGACCUCAACACAGUCAUCACCCACAGCGUCAUGCAGAGCCACCACCAAGCCACCCACCGCUCGCAAUCCUUUGCUGAUUUCGGGCAUUACCAUAAUGCAAACUCUCAACCCUACGUAACCACCGACGUCUAUCCCCCGCGCCACAGCCUCUCGGAGAGCCCGCAGCACUAUCAGCACCGCUCUCUUUCUCUUCAGGACCAGAGACACCCACAAGAUCUGAUCCAGCAGCAGCAACGACAACACCAACACCCCUACUUCAUCCCUGAACAAAAUAACCCCGGCGUGGCUACCAUGAACACAAACCCCAAUAGCCAUAUACAGACUUACAUCGCUCGCCAAAUCCCAGAUCUCCAAAUCCCAGAUCUCCAAAUCCCAUAUACGACACAACCCCUCCCCGCCUCCGUCUACGCAGGUUCAGAUACUUACUCCGCGUUAUCCGCACGCACGCCUCCGCCGCCAGAGCUGUAUUACGCACACCAGCAACCGAUUCAGAAAUUCGAAUACCCAGCGCACCAGCCCUCUCCCAUCGAUCAGCAACAGCAGCACCAACAGGUGCCAGUUGUGCAAUACCAGCGGCUGCAGGUGCAGCAGGUAGUCCCAACACCACAGCAGCAGCAGCAGUACCAGACGCCGCAGGAGCAGUGGUACGCGCAGGCGCCGUUUCAAGAGCCGGUGGAGUUGGCUAGUGCGAUUAACUCGUAUACGAGUGCGGGGCUGAAUGAUCCGUGGCAGCUGAAGAUGGAGGCGUUUGAGGAUCCGAGUAUGCAGUUGCCUAGUGCGAGGUGUGAGAAUCUUUGAUUUGAACUGCCAGAUGUGGAAAUCCGAAGAACCAAAUACACACAGGCAUGCAUAGACAGUGCCUAGCGCUACGACGUCGUCGACGGAGAUAAAGACGAAGAUGAGAGAUUUUAUACAAGAAGUCUAUACACCAACACCAACACCAACUCACUUACCCACUCACCCCUACUUUACUACGAUAACACCAAAAUUUCCGAUUAUUAUAUUGAUGAUAUACACGCACGAGACCCCGAACAACCACCGACAUCUAUUACGUUUCCUCAUAAUGAAAAGGGCCACCUCAACUCCACACAACCCACCGCCCGACUACCUCGAUCACAUCUAUCACCCUCUAUAUCACACAAAAAGCGCACCCUAGUUUCGGCUCCUCACAUACCUACUUAUUUUCGGGUUUCUGUUUUUGUCGUUUGGAUUUGCGUCUUUACUUAUUUUACUCGCACAUCAUAGCGCAUGCACAAAUCGCGGUCCUUUUAGGGAUUCCGCUCGAUGUUUUUGAUGACUCGGUGGACUUUUGUUUUUCUUGUUUUUGCGGACGUGUUUUCAAUGACGGAGGUGGGAGUGGAGGAUGAAUUGGGGAGUGG
Molecule: messenger RNA, 2209 nt
Organism: Pseudogymnoascus destructans
Lineage: Eukaryota; Fungi; Ascomycota; Leotiomycetes; Thelebolales; Thelebolaceae
Exons: 4
Coding region: 324-1628 (434 amino acids)
Biological process (GO): regulation of transcription by RNA polymerase II
Cellular component (GO): transcription regulator complex; PcG protein complex
Molecular function (GO): DNA-binding transcription factor activity, RNA polymerase II-specific; RNA polymerase II cis-regulatory region sequence-specific DNA binding
Source: RefSeq, a predicted model, not a curated record